Molecule: messenger RNA, 2235 nt
Organism: Oncorhynchus keta (chum salmon)
Lineage: Eukaryota; Metazoa; Chordata; Actinopteri; Salmoniformes; Salmonidae
Exons: 3
Coding region: 1-948 (315 amino acids)
Source: RefSeq, a predicted model, not a curated record
AUGUGUCUUUGUGCCAAACAAAGUUACAAUACAACAAUAUUAAAUCAGGCAACGCUAGCAAAGUUACAAUACAAUACAACAAUAUUAAAUCAGGCAACGCUAGCAAAGUUACAAUACAAUACAACAAUAUUAAAUCAGGCAACGCUAGCAAAGUUACAAUACAAUACAACAAUAUUAAAUCAGGCAACGCUAGCAAAGUUACAAUACAAUACAACAAUAUUAAAUCAGGCAACGCUAGCAAAGUUACAAUACAAUACAACAAUAUUAAAUCAGGCAACGCUAGCAAAGUUACAAUACAAUACAACAAUAUUAAAUCAGGCAACGCUAGCAAAGUUACAAUACAAUACAACAAUAUUAAAUCAGGCAACGCUAGCAAAGUUACAAUACAACAAUAUUAAAUCAGGCAACGCUAGCAAAGUUACAAUACAAUACAACAAUAUUAAAUCAGGCAACGCUAGCAAAGUUACAAUACAAUACAACAAUAUUAAAUCAGGCAACGCUAGCAAAGUUACAAUACAAUACAACAAUAUUAAAUCAGGCAACGCUAGCAAAGUUACAAUACAAUACAAUACAACAAUAUUAAAUCAGGCAACGCUAGCAAAGUUACAAUACAAUACAACAAUAUUAAAUCAGGCAACGCUAGCAAAGUUACAAUACAAUACAACAAUAUUAAAUCAGGCAACGCUAGCAAAGUUACAAUACAAUACAACAAUAUUAAAUCAGGCAACGCUAGCAAAGUUACAAUAUAAUACAACAAUAUUAAAUCAGGCAACGCUAGCAAAGUUACAAUACAAUACAACAAUAUUAAAUCAGGCAACGCUAGCAAAGUUACAAUACAAUACAACAAUAUUAAAUCAGGCAACGCUAGCAAAGUUACAAUACAAUACAACAAUAUUAAAUCAGGCAACGCUAGCAAAGUUACAAUACAAUACAAUACAACACUAUUAAAUCAGGCAACGCUAGCAAAGUUACAAUACAAUACAACAAUAUUAAAUCAGGCAACGCUAGCAAAGUUACAAUACAAUAUAACUUUAUUGUCCAAUAUUGACAGUACCGUCACUGCCAAUCUUAUCUCAACAGAAAUCAUCAGAUGUCUGUCACAUUAAAUUACUAUUUGACGAUGUGCACAAGCAGACAAUAUUGCGUACACAAAAACACACACACACCCACACACACGCAACCAGGAUCUGUUAUGGACAACGACAUGGAAACAGACUUCUCAGGGCUUCUCUGUAAGGACCAAACCCUAGCAUGUUUGCUAGAAACAGGCAAUAUUUAUGUGUGUGUAUUUUUGACUCAGUCAAUUGGAUCUGUCCAGUUAACCCCUAUCUCUGUGUACAUAGAAUAUAUAUGACUAGUCUACAAAUGGCCUGGAUGCCAGUCUGUUACCCUUUUCACACUAUCAUGACAACCUAACCCAAACUGUGCUGACUUCACAUUGUCCUUCAGUCCACGGUUCCAACAACUAUGGUGAGUGCAUAACUAGGCCAGCUCUGUACAGCUCAGUUUGGCUUGGCUUGGCUCGCUAGUGUGAAAAGACCAAACCUGUCGCAGACCAGAUUUGGCCUGCAGCAUUGUCACUGCUCUGCCAUGCCUGACCUGUGCUGCUGGCAUCCAAGAAACCAACUGCCUUCUCAACUAAAAGCCAUUAUAUCAUCAUGUCUUUGUAAGGUUGUAUGAUAUUCUCUCUCAGCGUUUUGUGUUCUCAUAUUUCAUUUCUUCUCAAUCGUCUUUGUUGCCAAAAUGUCUCAGUCAAUAUGUAACCAGCUGGUCAUAGUGCAGCUGGCUGGCUACUUACAGUACAGAGGUUUGUAUGCAGUCUCUCUGUGAAGCAAUAUGAACAGGAAUGCGACAGCCUCCCAGCAGUAGAGAGAGAGUGACCUACUGUGCAGUACUCUCUGAAUGUGGGCCUCCUGACCUGAUUUGAGUGUGUGUUAAUGCUUUAACAUGUCUCCUCUGCCAUUGGGUGAAUGUUCUCUGUAUGGUGCUGUGAUGUCAUACAGCGCCGAGCGGAGCAGAGAAGCGAGGUUUGAUGACCUCAUCACCGCUCCUCUCUGUCUGCCCUGCCAGGCAUUCAUGAUGCAAACACAACACUGAGGUUAUGUUGUUACACAACAUGGUUCUGAUGCAGGUGUUAUUUUCUGUAAAACACGGCCAAGGUAUUGUCCAAUUUUAUGUUCAUACCAACUCAUACAAAGAAAAAGCCAUAUAAAUAAAUUACUUUUGUGAGAUUAA